AGGAGAAGAAGAUAGAGAAGAGGCAAAAAUGAAAAACAACCAACAAUGAUUGAUUACACGUGACGUGUUUGUCGGGUAAAUCGAAAAGAUCGAGAUAAAUCGUAAUUGGAUCGAAACCUUGUUGCGAACGAGGGAGAGAGAGAGAGAAAACAACCAAAAGAAGAGGAGGCGAGAAUGAAGGAGAUAGUAGCAAAAGAGACGAAAAAUGACAAGGUGGUAACACGAUUGAUAGGAACAAAGUAUUCGUGCUGUAGUUUUACGACGGAUAUCAAUUACUAACUAUCGAUCGCAGACUAUCAACUAUCAAUUGUCGACUAUUGACAGCAAGCGAGUUUUCUUGGUUUUUCAAAACACUCGAGGUCAUAUAGAAGCGCGAAAUCAAUACGCUGUUACGCAUUGAUCCCACAACUACAGAAAUGUACGCGUUCACGUAAUACUCCAGCUGCUAGAGUUCGGCAGAAUCAAGCUUAGUAUUUGUUUAAAAAGUCAGAAAAAAAUGAUUUUUCCACGCAAAUGACACUGAAUCGAAAUAAUUUAUAAGUAAAAUAUGUCUCAAGAAAUAGUUAAGUAAAAACACGAGCCACUGCGAUUCUCAACUCUUGUACAGAGCACAACGUUUCAUGAAUACACGAAUAUAUCGUAGCAGAAAUUACACAUCUCAUGCAGAGUUUUUGAAAUCGAUCUCUUGUCGAUUUUUUGAUGCAUUUAGCCCACUGUGGAAGUCUGCGUUCGAAUGAUCGAUCACGGCUAGAUUCAAAGUGGAAAAAAUCCAUUCCUAGACAACAUGGUUUCGUCGCGCGGAAGUGGUAGGGGAGUCGAAGAGUAUACUCGCUGGUUCGCACGCCGAAAGCUCAGUUUAGUUUAAUAGCGGUUUCGAGCAGCAUUCUUCUCCGAGCUUCGAAUUUUGGAAUGUCCGAAUAUUGAAUAAAAUUCGCAAUCGUCGAAGCGUCGAAACCGGGAUCGAAACACAAUCAAACGUAAGAAAAAGAAAGAAGAACGAGGACCAAUGGCUGUUGGGCGAAUUUUUCAAUUGACUGAAUUUCAUAUACCAUAGGAAAUUGGUUUAUUGUGUAUGCGUUUCUUUGGUCACUCGCUCUCCAACAGUUUUCACUAUUUUUAUUUUCUCCUUCGAUUUCAAUCUCGUGUGAUCGCUUAUGAAUUAACGAAGAUAUCCGCAACAAGGAAACAUAGAGAACGUAUUAAGGCUUGAUAUUCGUAUGCAAAACGGAAACGGGAAAAGAAACAAAAUCGAGAUAAAUCCGAUCGGCAAAGGAAGAAAUAGACGGACGAACGAUGAAAUACAAGGUAAACGAUCCGGACGCAAACGACGAAAGGAAUGGCGCGAUUGAGAUGAAACAAAAAUCGAUAUUCUCGUGGCAAUAUCGGCCGAGGAACGAAAAGGAAUUGGACAAAAAUAGAUGGAAAUUGAUCAUAAUCGUUGGUAUAUUAACGGUAAUCGUGGUUGCGUUGCUACUAACGCUGGCCUUGCAGACGGUUAUUUUCCGCAAGGAAGUCUACGAUGAGAUGUGCCAGAGCGAGGAAUGCGUGAGGACAGCCGCCAGGAUAAUAGAGGCGAUGAACAGAUCUGUAGAUCCUUGUCGAGAUUUCUACAAAUUCGCCUGCGGCGGUUGGAUUUCGAAGAAUCCUAUACCGCAGAGUCAAACAUCCUGGGAUCAAUUGAGUCUUCUGAAGGAACGACUGCUGAAGGAUCUAAGGAUAUUGCUCGAAGAAUCGGACGAUGGAAACGAUUUGAGAUCGGUCAAGUUGGCUAGAACUCUGUACAGGACUUGUAUGAAUUUAACGAGCGUCGAAGCUCUGGGGUUGAAACCCGUCUAUGAAACGUUCAACAAGCUCGGAUUACCAAAAGAUCCACCUUUACAAAACGAAACUUUACCUUUUGAUCUUUCCGGUAUUGUCGGGAGGAUACAGAGAGUUCUAGGUUUGAAUAUAUUUCUAAAUUUUUAUAUUAGCGAGGAUAUACGAGACACGACGAAAAAUAUGAUGAUGAUAGAACAAACGUCACCAGGAUUUAGCGAGCGUUAUUUGCUCGAUUCUUCGCGAUUUCAAUCGGAACUAAUGGAAUAUAAGAAGUAUAUAGAAAGCAUGAUCGAACUGGCUGGCGCAGGGAAUAGAAGCAGCGAAUUUGCCAACGAAAUCUUAAACUUUAGCACGAAUAUCGCGCGCAUCAUGGCGACUGCAGAACAAAGACGCAACGUAAAUCAUCUUAUUUACGAUGUAACUAUCAAUGAAUUUCAACAGAUGACAGAUUUGCACGUACAACAGUGGAACUGGACCAGAUAUUUGGAAGCGGUGUUCGACGAUACAAACGUGACAAUAAAUACUGAAUCGGAGCGUGUGAUCGUAAUGGAUCUGCAGUAUUUACAGAAACUACCUAAACUGUUAGCGACUACUCCAUCCGCCACGAUAGCGCGAUUCGUAUGGUGGAACGUCUAUUCGGCUAUUGCUCCAUUAACGUCACAGCGAUUUCGUGAUCUUGGUUUCAAAUUCUCGCAGAAAGUUUUCGGUUUGAAAGAAGAGACAUCGAGAUGGAAAAUUUGUACUGGAAAUGUAAACGUAAAUUUUGGUAUGGCUCUCAGUUAUAUUUACGCACGAAAACACUUUGACGAUAAUGCUCGACAAAAGGCUCUAGAAAUGUUGCUCGACAUUAAGGCAGCAUUUGAACAAAUGGUUGCCGAACUAGAUUGGAUGGAUGCUGAGACAAGAGCUCGGGCUCAUAGAAAGCUGCACGCGAUAAGACCGUUCGUAGGAAUUCCAGACUGGAUUACUAAUUCAACAAAAUUGGAUAAAUUUUACGAGGGGAAAAAUGUUGUGCCUGGGCGAUUGUUCGAUACAUUUUUGAUGCUAACUGACGCAACAGUCAAGAAAAAUUUAAAUAGUUUGCGUGAGAAACCGGAUAAAAAUCGAUGGAUAUCGACUGGAACAACGGUAAAUGCGUUUUAUAGCGCGAUAUUAAACUCAGUCACAUUUCCAGCUGGUAUUUUGCAUCCUCCGUUUUACGGCAAUGGUUUACAGUCUAUCAAUUACGGUGCCAUGGGCGCAAUCAUGGGUCAUGAACUAACUCAUGGAUUCGAUGAUCAAGGUCGUAGAUAUGACGAAAACGGGAAUCUUCAACAGUGGUGGAGCAACGAAACGUUGCAACGUUAUCAUGAGAAAGUUGAGUGUAUAAUCAAACAGUACGGUAACUACCAUCUGCCAGAGCUAGGCAAUAAUAAUAACUUCACGGUAAAUGGCGUGAAUACACAGGGAGAGAAUAUAGCUGAUAACGGUGGUAUACGAGAGGCCUACAAAGCGUAUCAACGAUUUCGAACAAGAAAUACUAAUCGACUAGCUCUACCUGGCCUCGCUAAUUAUAGCCAAGAACAAUUAUUUUUUAUAGGUUUCGCACAAGUCUGGUGCGGUAGUUAUACGAAUGGAGCGCUAAAAUCUAAAUUGAUACAAGGAGUUCAUGCACCAAAUCAUUUCAGAGUCAUCGGAACUUUAUCGAAUAACGCGGAUUUUGCGAAAGCAUGGAAUUGUCCGAUUGAAAGUCCCAUGAAUCCGUCUCGCAAAUGUAUUCUUUGGUAAUUAUUUAUAAUUACACAGCACGCACGUAUCCGAACAUUACUGAACAUACGAGAUUAUGUUAUUCUUUAAAAAGAACAUUGUAUAAUAUUCAUAGUAAAAUUACAUAAACAG
Messenger RNA from Bombus impatiens (common eastern bumble bee), 3696 nucleotides. RefSeq names its product neprilysin-4. The record is from RefSeq and is a predicted model, not a curated record. The transcript is spliced from 17 exons. The coding region runs from base 1294 to 3585 and encodes 763 amino acids. Gene Ontology annotation, cellular component: plasma membrane. NCBI's taxonomy places the organism in Eukaryota, Metazoa, Arthropoda, Insecta, Hymenoptera, Apidae. Gene Ontology annotation, molecular function: metalloendopeptidase activity. Gene Ontology annotation, biological process: protein processing.